Messenger RNA from Spathaspora passalidarum NRRL Y-27907, 2199 nucleotides. RefSeq names its product chromatin-binding protein (gene BDF1). Gene Ontology annotation, cellular component: chromatin; nucleus. Lineage: Eukaryota; Fungi; Ascomycota; Pichiomycetes; Serinales; Debaryomycetaceae. Bases 1112 to 2104 code for a protein of 330 amino acids. The record is from RefSeq and is a predicted model, not a curated record. The transcript has a single exon. Gene Ontology annotation, biological process: regulation of DNA-templated transcription; chromatin remodeling.
CCAAACUCCAUCAUCAGAAAGCUAUCAUAAAAUGAGUGAAGACCAUAGUAUUCCAGAAGCAGUACAGUCACAACCACCAGUUGAGGUUUCUGAACUAGCACAGCAUCCUCUAUCGCCACCAAAUCCGUCCCCUGUUCCAGAAAAGAGAAAGUUGGAAGAGGAUGGUGGUGACCAAGACGUUGAUUCUUUGUUCAAUAAUAACGACAUUGAACCUGAAACUAAACGAUUGAAGGUUGAUGAGGAUGCACCGGCUACCGAGGAAACAUCUGCUCAGGUUGAAGUAAACAAUAAACCUGCUGAACCCGCUGCAGAGCCUGCAGAGCCAGCACAACCAGUGGAAGGUGUGCCUGAACCAGUCAACGAAAAAACUGCUGAAACACCUGCUGAAAACCAAGAAGAUAAAGCUUCCGAAGCUCCAGUUGCAUCUCAAAUAACCCCGGUCGAAGUAACCCCAGUAGCUACAACACCAGUGGAAGGUUCAACUGAACCACAAGCCGCUCCUCCAGUCUUCACAGAUCCGGCACCAAAACCUCCUCAAGAACCAGAUAUGGAUAACCUUCCUGCUAACCCUAUACCGGCCCACCAAACCAAGUUUGCUCUUAAUGUCAUAAAGGCAAUCAAGAGACUUAAAGAUGCUGUCCCAUUCAUUCAUCCGGUUGAUACUGUCAAGUUGAACAUUCCCUUUUAUUACAACUUCAUUCCUCGACCUAUGGAUUUGUCCACCAUCGAACGUAAACUCAAUGCUGGAGCUUAUGAGGACUCCACUCAAAUUGUUGAUGAUUUCAAUUUGAUGGUUAAUAAUUGUAAGAAAUUCAAUGGGGAAUCAGCCGGUAUCUCUAAAAUGGCUAUGAAUAUUCAAGCCCAUUUUGAAAAACACAUGUUGAACUUCCCACCUAAGGUGUUGUCAACUGCAACUCCAGCCAAGGAAUCCAGAGCUAUUUCUCCUGCUCGUGUUGAUGCCAAGAUACAAUCAAAGGAUUCCUUAGCUGCUCAUAGACCAAAACGUGUUAUCCAUCCACCAAAAUCAAAAGAAUUACCUUAUGACGUACGUCCAAGAAAGAAGAAGUUUGCUGCUGAAUUAAGAUUCUGUAAUCAAACCAUUAAGGAACUCAUGUCCAAGAAACAUUACAAUUACAAUUUCCCAUUCUUAUCUCCAGUGGAUACCGUUGCUUUGAACAUUCCAAACUAUAAUGAAGUUGUUAAGGAACCAAUGGAUUUAGGUACCAUUCAAACCAAGUUGGCCAAUAACCAAUAUGAAAAUGGUGAUGAAUUCGAGCAUGAUGUUCGUUUAGUGUUCAAGAACUGCUAUUUGUUCAAUCCUGAAGGUACAGAUGUCAAUAUGAUGGGACAUAGAUUAGAAGCUGUGUUUGAUAAGAAGUGGGCUAAUAGACCGGUUCCAGAACCAACUCCUCCUCAGAGUGAAGUUAGUGAUGGUGAAGCCAGUGAUGAUGACUAUGACGAUGAUGUUGAAAUUAAUGAAGAUAUGUUGUCGGAAAUUCCUGCCAUUCAAUUCUUAGAAAACCAAUUGAUUAGAAUGAAGAAGGAAUUGGAUGAAAUGAAGAAGGAACACUUGAAGAGAUUGCGUGAACAACAAGCAGCUAAGAGAAAAAAGAGACAACAACAAAAGGCUAAGUCCAAGAGUAAAAAGACCAAGUCUCUGAAGGAUACUCAUCCACCCCCACCAAAGGUUACCCCACCUGCACCUGUUGUGACUUAUGAAAUGAAGAAACAAGUUUCAGAAAUGGUUCCUAAUCUUUCUGACAAGAAGUUGCAAGCAUUGAUCAAGAUCAUUAAGGAUGAUGUUGAAAUCAGUAAUGAAGAUGAAGUUGAGUUGGACAUGGACCAAUUGGAAGAUAGAACUGUUUUGAAGUUGUAUGAUUUCUUAUUUGGCAAGAAAUUAUCCUCGAAAAUGGCCAACAAGAGAAGUAAGCCAAUCUUGGGAACAAACAUUGAUGAAUUGGCCCAUUUAAGAAGUCAAUUGGCAUUAUUUGAUGAAGGUGAAACUGGAGGUAGUGGUGGUAAUGGAUUCAUGGGAAUUACUAAUAAUGAUGAAGAAUCUUCUGAAGAUGAUGAUGCCUCUUCAGAAAGUUCUGAAGAAGAAUAGUUUUUACCUAGUCUUCUACAGUAAUUUCUCUGUAUUAUAUAACUAUAUAUGUGUACAUACUAAUACUUGCAUUAAUGUGACUUGUACGUACAUUU